AAUUAUUAAAAUAUUUAUUAAACCAAGUAACUUUCUGGGUCAUUUUAAAGUAUAAAUUGUCUUAAUAAUAUUAAAAACGCAAUUUGUAUGGCAUUGAAAAUAUUUCGAUUUAAAACCGGGAGAUAUCAAGGCACCAGUAAGAUUAGGAAAAUCGUUUUAUUCGUUCAGUGCACGGUUCACGCAGUGAUGGUGGGGUUGGGUCAGUUGUGAAGUUCAUUAAUUUACAAGUACUCUGAACAUAUUGUAGCAGAAGUCUAAAAUUGACAAGUUUAUCUCUGUUUGGCAUUAAAUAAUAUUUAAAAAAUGCAUCGAGCUCGUCAGGUUGUUAAUGGAUUAGUUCCAUUCCUCCCACGAGCUGCGGGACACAAGAGGUUCGCAGUAUGGCUUCGCCAGAGCUCCACUACCAGCAGCUCGAAUACUAAUCAACCAGCUGGACCCAGGCAAUAUGCCACCGCCUCCGCGGUGAAAGAAGAACCCUUCCUCAAUGGCUCCUCGUCCAACUACAUCGAGGACAUGUACGCUGCAUGGCAGCGGGACCCCACCAGCGUUCACGCAUCCUGGGACGCAUUCUUCCGUGCCAGCGCUGAAGGAGCACCUCCCGGUGCAGCGUAUGCCAGACCUCCCUCCCUUGCCACGCCAGAACGUAACACAGUGCCGAUCACAGCUCUUGGUCCAUACCUCGGUGGUGGCGGUAUUGCAAAUGCUCAGAUUUCAGAAAAAGUUAUUGACGAUCAUCUUGCUGUACAAGCUAUCAUUAGGAGCUAUCAGGCAAGGGGUCACCUAGUAUCAGAGCUUGACCCGCUUGGAAUUACCUACGCUGAUCUUCAUUCUUCUUUCACUGAACGAGGUGGAUCUCCGCAUCCCAUCGUUGUGAGGGACCAUAUGCUUGAGGAUGCAGACAUGGAUCGAGUUUUCAAACUACCAUCGACAACUUUCAUCGGUGGAAAGGAAAAAUCCUUAAAGCUGAGGGACAUCUUAAAAAGGCUUGAAGAUGUCUACUGCAGGCACAUAGGAGUGGAGUUCAUGUUCAUCAACUCUUUAGAGCAGUGUAACUGGAUUAGGCAGAAAAUGGAAACACCCGGAGUUAUGAAGAUCGAUGCGAAUCAGAAAAGACUCAUAUUGGCUCGCCUCACCCGUGCUACUGGUUUUGAAGCUUUCCUUGCUCGAAAAUAUUCAAGCGAAAAACGAUUUGGCCUAGAAGGUGCUGAAAUUUUGAUUCCGUCUAUGAAGCAAGUUAUUGACAAAUCGACUGAACUUGGUGUUGAAUCCAUCGUGAUGGGUAUGCCUCAUCGUGGAAGAUUGAAUGUCUUGGCCAAUGUUUGUCGUAAACCUCUAGAGCAAAUCUUUACCCAGUUUGCUGCUCUUGAAGCUGCGGACGAUGGUUCUGGUGAUGUCAAGUACCAUCUUGGAACAUACAUUGAACGAUUGAAUCGUGUUACUAACAAGAACAUCAGGCUUGCCGUUGUGGCAAACCCUUCACAUUUAGAGGCCGUCGACCCUAUUGUCCAAGGCAAGACGAGAGCUGAACAGUUCUACAGAGGAGAUGGGGAAGGAAAGAAGGUGAUGUCAAUCCUCCUUCAUGGUGAUGCAGCUUUCUGUGGCCAAGGAGUUGUCUUCGAGACUUUCCAUCUUUCUGACUUGCCUGAUUAUACUACCCAUGGUACCAUCCAUAUCGUUGUCAACAAUCAAAUUGGUUUCACCACCGAUCCACGACACUCGAGAUCAUCUGCCUACUGCACAGAUGUUGCCCGUGUCGUGAAUGCGCCAAUUUUCCACGUCAAUGCUGACGACCCCGAGGCUGUGAUGUAUGUUUCUAACGUUGCCGCUGAAUGGAGGAAUACAUUCCACAAGGAUGUCGUAAUUGAUCUGGUGUGCUACAGACGAAAUGGGCACAAUGAAGCCGACGAACCCAUGUUUACCCAGCCUCUGAUGUACCAAAUCAUCAAGAAACAGAAACCUGUUCUCGACAAAUAUGCAGAUCAACUUAUCGCCGAAGGCGUAGUUUCAGAAGAGGAAGUGAAGGAUGUGAGAGAUAAGUAUGAAAAGAUCUGCCAAGAGGCUUACAACAAUGCCGCAAAAGAGACUCAUAUCAAAUACAAGGACUGGCUCGACUCUCCAUGGUCUGGUUUCUUUGAAGGAAAGGAUCCUCUGAAGGUCUCUCCUACAGGAGUCAAAGAAGACACUCUUCUUCACAUCGGGAAAAGGUUUUCUUCUACUCCCCCUAAUGCUGCUGAGUUCGUAGUUCACAGAGGUAUUGAAAGAAUUCUCAAAGCAAGAAUGGCGAUGGUUGAAGCAAGGACUGUCGACUGGGCUCUAGCUGAAGCUAUGGCAUUUGGUUCUCUUCUGAAAGAAGGUAUCCAUGUGCGUCUCUCUGGUCAGGAUGUCGAGAGAGGAACCUUCUCCCAUCGCCACCACGUGCUUCACCACCAGAACGUCGACAAAGCUACAUAUCGACCUCUGUGUAACCUCUAUCCCGAUCAGGCACCUUACACUGUCUGUAACAGCUCCUUGUCUGAAUAUGGUGUACUUGGUUUCGAAGUUGGAUUUUCAAUGACCAAUCCUAACGCUCUUGUGUGCUGGGAGGCUCAGUUUGGAGAUUUCAACAACACUGCCCAAUGCCUCAUUGAUCAGUUUAUUUCUUCUGGCCAGGCUAAGUGGGUGAGGCAGUCGGGGUUGGUGAUGCUGCAACCUCACGGUCUAGAAGGCAUGGGACCCGAACACUCGUCUGCUCGUUUGGAACGUUUCCUCCAGAUGUGCGCUGACGACGCCGACUACUUCCCACCCGAGUCGGAAGAGUUCGCAGUUCGCCAGUUGCACGACAUCAAUUGGAUCGUCGCCAACUGCUCCACACCAGCCAACUACUUCCAUAUACUGAGGAGGCAAAUCGCUCUCCCGUUCCGCAAGCCACUCGUCCUCAUGACACCUAAAUCUCUUCUUAGGCAUCCAGAGGCAAAAUCAUCCUUUGACCUGAUGACUGAAAAUAGUCAAUUCCUCAGGAUAAUCCCCGAUGAAGGCCCAGCCGGCCAAAAUAGAGAACAAGUUAAAAGACUCGUUUUCUGCUCUGGAAAGGUUUAUUAUGAUCUUUCAAAAGCCAGAAGAGACCGUAAAUUGGAAGGAGACGUUGCCAUCGUGCGAGUAGAACAGAUCUCUCCUUUCCCUUAUGACUUGAUAAAGGCAGAGUGUGCCAAGUACCCAGGUGCUGAGCUAGUCUGGGCUCAGGAAGAACACAAAAACCAAGGAGCGUGGUCGUACGUUGCUCCGAGGUUUUCUACAGCUCUCAAUAGAACUAGGCCCGUUCGCAAACACGAGGAGCCGAAUCCUAGCGAGGCCUCCCCUCCACCUCUCCCUAGGACGAUUAGGUAUGAUAAAAAGAGAGGGAUCCUUCUGUCUUCAGUCUCGGGCACUCGAUAG
This is a messenger RNA of Nezara viridula (southern green stink bug), 3411 nucleotides long. The record is from the annotation of a GenBank genome assembly. NCBI's taxonomy places the organism in Eukaryota, Metazoa, Arthropoda, Insecta, Hemiptera, Pentatomidae.